This is a messenger RNA of Durio zibethinus, 1218 nucleotides long. Lineage: Eukaryota; Viridiplantae; Streptophyta; Magnoliopsida; Malvales; Malvaceae. The record is from RefSeq and is a predicted model, not a curated record.
AUGUUUCCAAAUGGGUGUCCUGUUGUAGUGUUUCCAGGUAGAUUUGUUCUUGGAAAUGAACCCAACAACUUUUUAGUAGACCCUGCCGUAGUGGAAUCAGUGUCCUUUGAUACAUGUCCUGGUGUAGUGGAGAAAUAUCAACACAUUGAGGAUUUUUAUUGGGCUGUAAGGCCACUAGAAAUGGCCUUUGGUUUAUUUACAGCCAUGAAGCUCACUAUAUCUAUUGGAUGCAAUUUGAUAUGGCUAUUUCAUGAAGAGCUCUUCGGGGCAAAGCAUGGUCUUUGGAGGCAAGAGCGGAAAAGCCGAGCAGCUAAGCUAGAGAAACAGCUGAAAUCACGAAGGCAACUUGAGGCACUAAUUGAGGAACAACUGAACAGGUUCCAUGCGCAUUACAAUCAGGCCAUGGUCCCAAGUCAUCUCGAGGAUGUGUCUAAACUCCUUAUGCCACAAUGGGCAGCUCCCCAAGAGCUGACCACACUCUCCUGGUUUGGUGACUGGAGACCCUCCGCCAUUCUGGAACUCUUGCAUGGCCUGGCUCCUUCAUCUUUCUUAAGAGACUUAACAGCUAUGGAACAGGUCCUAUCUCAGCUUAUCCAUGAGAUACGUAUUGAGGAGGCAGUAAUUGAUGAGGAAAUGGCUGAGAUUCAAGCAACAUGUGUUCUCUACCUUCCCUUUGCCCCAGUGAGGAGCAGUAAGUCAGGUGGUUCUGCCUUGCAUGCUAUUCAAUCUGAGUUCAAGAAGAUUGCUCGGGUCAUCACUAAGGCUCAAAAGCUAAGGUUCAAGGCAUUAGAGCUGGUGGUGAAGAAGGUGCUGAACCAAACUGAUGCAGCAGAGUUCCUGGUGGCCUUCUCAGGAAUUCAAGAGGCUAUCCACCAGUUCGCUGAGCACAAUAGAUUGCUAAAGGGGCCAGUUACUGUGUCUGUCAAGUCUCAGGAUGUAGUUGAGACUGCAAAGCAGCCAAAGAUCCACUUAGAAGACAGAAUCAGUCUUUGGGAGAAGACUAGCGUGAGCUCAGAACAAGAGAGCAGUCGCCAAUGCACUCAAGAUGCUAUCCACGAGUUCGAAGAACAGCAGAAGUUACAAGAGGGGCCUGUCACUGUGUCUGUCAAGUCUCAGGAUGUAGUUGAGACUUCAAAGCAGCCAAAGAUCCACUUAGAAACCAGAACCAGUUUAUGGGAGAAGUUUAGCCAGAUCCUACAACAAGAGAGGAGUGGCUGA